Lachancea dasiensis is the source of this 1614-nucleotide messenger RNA. The record is from the annotation of a GenBank genome assembly. Lineage: Eukaryota; Fungi; Ascomycota; Saccharomycetes; Saccharomycetales; Saccharomycetaceae.
AUGGAGAUUGAGUUCGGCAAGCGUCUUCCGCAAGAUUUGGACCAUGCAGUGUCGGUCAGCAUGCCGAAAUGGGAUGAGGUGGUUGCUUUUGGGGAGAAGCACCCAUGCUACCUGGGAAAAAUGAUGACAGGGUAUCCACGAUACUUUCUUCAACCGUCAACAAGAGCCUUGAGUGACUUCUUUUCUCGGUAUGGGAAAGGAGAAUACGAACUAUUUCGACCCUUUGCGUCCCCUAGAUCAGCGGAAAAGUGCGUUGAUUAUGUGAAGCAACGACUAGGGCCAAAUUUACAAUUGCACAGGGAAGAGCUCGCAAUUGGAAAUAACGGUGCCUCGCAAAAAGAGAAUAGUUGUUUGAGAGUUGCGGUCAUUAUGGCUUCGGGCGAGGAGGCUGGGCUUGUGCAAGAAUACUGGAAGCUCUCAGGUGAAGUCAUGUCAUCUCGCUUGGCUACAUUUGCACUCUCAGGUCUGAAUGGCCAGUUGCUAGAGGACUCUUUCACGUCAAAAUGGGAAUUGGAACGCGAAAAAGGUGCGCAGGCAAAGCUCAUUAUCAGAGAGCGGAUCUCAAAAAUUUAUAGCAAGGGAUUGACGAGUAAGCAAACUGGGACUGGUCCCAAUGAUGUCCUCUUAUUCCCCAGCGGUAUUACUUCCAUAUUCACGGCCCGUCAGGUGGUCCUGGCGUGGAGCUCAUUACAGGGGCGUGCUUCCAGUGAUACGACAGUGGUGCUAGGAUUUCCUUUCAAAGACACGCCGAUGAUCAUGAAAGCUACAGGACCCCAUCAGUCUUUUAGUGUAGGAGACUCUAGGGAUUUGGAUAAUUUGGAAACGCUACUGAAAGCAGAAGGGACUAGAGUCUCUGCGGUUUUUACAGAAACUCCCUCCAACCCUCUUUUGAGAAUGACCGAUCUGGGGCGGUUACGGAAACUUGCCGACAGACAUGAAUUUUUCGUGGUCAUCGACGACACAAUUGGUGGGUUGAACAUUGAGGUAUUGAAAUAUGCAGACAUGGUUUGUACUUCUCUGACAAAGCUAUUCAAUGGUUCGAGUGACGUACUUGCGGGUUCUCUCGCCUUGAAUCCCAAUUCCAGAUUCUAUGAAUUUGCUCUGGAGUAUCUCUCAAGCACCGAGGUUGAAGAUCUAUUGUGGUGUCAAGAUGCCUGUAAGUUGGAAGAAAACUCGCGCAAUUUCGAAGAUAGAACACUAAGGACCAAUCAAAAUACUACAACAUUGUUGGAAUUGGUGUUGAAACCUGCACUGGGGGACAUUUUCAAGGCGAUCCACUAUCCUUCACUGCACUCGGAGACCAAGAAAAACUACGACUUAGUCAAGUCUCGUGUGGGUGGGUAUGGCUCUCUACUGUCCCUCACGUUUUUUGAUGAAGACACUGCCAGACGCUUUUACGAUUCUCUAAAGGUCUACAAGGGCCCUUCUCUAGGCACAAACUUUACUCUGGCAGUGCCAUUCACACUCUUGGCACAUUACGAUGAGUUAGAACAUGUUGAUUUAGCGUAUGGUGUGAAUCCGUACCUUGUCAGAGUAAGUAUUGGUCUUGAAGAUACCGCAUCUUUAUUAUCAAUCUUUCGAAAGGCCAUUGAAAGUGCCCGGAAUAAACCCUAG